UGGCUGCGCGCAAUGAGCAAACUUUCACUUUCAGCACAGUUCAGUUCAUAAAAGCGGGAGCUGUAUGGAGAGCUCACUCAGCAGGUGAACUGGUCUCUGUAUGUUCAGCGAGAGUCGGGCUGCUUAGUGAAGAGAAGGAAAGAGAACUCCGAAGAUGAUGCAAGUCAAAUUUAUCGGUUGGCACGGGUGGAUUUUUAUAUUUUCUAUCCAACAGAUAUUAUUUGUUUUACUGGCUCAGUCGGAAGGAAAUACUAUACGAUACCAGACCAAUGAGGAGGACGGACCAGGUACAGUCAUCGGAAACCUUGCCAAGGACAUGUCCUUGAGUCUGUCUCAUUCCUCCAAGACCAAUUUCAGGAUGAUGAAACAAUUCAAUGAUUCAUUCAUCAGGGUGAGAGAAAGCGACGGGGAACUCACUGUCGGGGAACGAAUUGACAGGGAAAGAAUCUGCAGGCACUCUCUACAGUGUCUCAUUACUUUUGACGUGGUAAAUUUCUCAAAAGAUCGGUACAAAUUGAUUCAUGUUGAGGUGGAAAUAAAGGACAUCAAUGACAACUCUCCAGAGUUUCCAAACAAGGAAUCUAUAGUGGAGAUCUCAGAGAAUGCAGCAGUGGGGUCCCGUAUUCCUCUGGACCCGGCUAUGGACGCGGAUGUCGGGUCAAACUACAUCCAAAGCUAUCAAAUUUCUGUCAACAGUCAUUUUUCCAUUGAUGUGCUCCUGAGAGCGGAUGGGGUUAAAUAUGCGGAAUUGGUGCUAAUGAAAGAGCUAGACAGGGAGACUCAGUCAUCAUACACGGUGGAGCUGGUUGCCACAGACGGAGGCAACCCGUACAGAUCGGGGUCAACAAAGAUAACUAUCAAAGUGACUGACUUCAAUGACAAUAGUCCCAUUUUCGACCAGAACAGUUUCUCAGUGAGUUUGCCAGAGGACGCACCGGUCGGCACCGUUAUACUGGACUUGAACGCAAUUGACGCUGAUGAAGGUUUAAAUGGAGAGGUCGUGUAUGGUUUCGGAAAACAGGUUUCUCUUGAGAUCCGAGAACUUUUCGAAGUGGAUAAUAAAUCAGGUCGCCUGAUGCUCAAGAGCCCAGUGGAUUUCGAGGACAAAAAAACCUAUGAGCUAGACGUGCAGGCGACUGAUCUGGGACCCAACCCGACCCCCUCCGUGUGCAAAAUCAUAAUUCAUGUCAAAGACGUUAAUGACAAUGCCCCAGAAAUCAGUAUCACUCCGAUGACCUCCAUCACGACAGGCAUUGCAUACAUCAGCGAGGCAGCAGACAAGGACAGCCUAGUGGCGCUGAUCAGCACCUUGGACAGGGACUCGGGCGUCAAUAGCCAGGUCCACUGCACAUUAUACGGCCACGACCAUUUCAAACUUCAGCAGGCUUACGAGGACAGCUACAUGAUAGUUACAGCGGCAGCUCUAGACAGGGAGAAAAUUAGCGAGUAUAACUUGACAGUGAUGGCAGAGGAUUUUGGGUCACCUCCACUGAGAAAGAUCACACAGUACACCAUUAGGCUGAGCGACGAGAAUGACAACGCCCCUCACUUUACUAAACCUGUCUAUGAAGUUUCCGUGGUGGAGAACAAUGCUCCCGGCGCGUAUAUCACCACAGUUGAGGCCAAAGACGCAGAUUUGGGGAACAACGGCAAAAUCACUUACAGACUUUUAGACAGCGUUAUCAUGGGCUCUCCCGUGAACACGUUCGUAUCACUCAAUUCAGUGUCUGGCUCCAUAUAUGCAUUAAGAAGUUUUAACUAUGAAGUGAUGAAACUGCUGGAGAUACACAUCCAAGCAAGUGAUGGGGGGUCACCACAGCUGCAGAGCACUUCUGUCAUCAGACUAAAAAUAGUUGAUCAAAAUGACAACCAACCUUCCAUCAUAGAGCCAGUUCUUUACAAGGGAUCUGCUGAGGUUUUCCUGCCCAAAGAUGCACCUGCAGGUUAUGUGGUAACCCAGAUAAAGGCCACAGAUGCUGAUGAGGGCAUAAAUGCACAGCUGUCCUACAAAAUCACUGAGGGGGGACACCUGGGCUUCUCUAUCAACAAAGCCACAGGGAAGGUGCAUGUGAGCCGCCAACUGACGUACGACCUCACAGACAUCGUCAAAGUCACAAUUUCAGUCAGUGACAAUGGAUCACCUGCUCUGACCUCCACAGCUGUUAUUCAUUUCAGUUUUGUGGAGGGGACUCUACCUAGCAUGCCAUCCCUGGCUCAAAAUGGCAGCAACGAGCUCUUUGAAUGGGACAUGUCCAUAGCCAUAAUCAUUGUCCUGGCAGGGAGCUGCUCUCUCCUCCUACUGGCUAUCAUUCUCAUCACAACCAUUUGCAGCCGCCGAAAAAAAGAGACAAGGGAGGGGGGAUUUGAUGAAAAGGAAGACGUACCAAAUGUGGAAAAAUUGGAAAGUGGUCAUAUUGAUUCAUUAAUUACCAGCCACAAAGGCAAAGUGUUUGAUGCCCAUCCAUUUCCAGAGAAAUCCCCACUGGCCAGCAACAACACAAUAGAGACAGGCUGUGAAGAUGGCAGACAAGCACCAGGCAUCUUUGAGUCAAACAGCAGGAUGAUGGAGGGUAAACUGAAGGGUUACUCCACACUACCGGGAUAUGGAAAAGAAACUGUCAGGCCAAUAACAAUAUGGAAGGGUAAUUCGUUCACAACUAUCUCAGCAAGAGAUCCCCAGAUCAGUGGGAAGGACAGUGGCAAAGGAGACAGUGACUUCAAUGACAGCGAUUCUGACAUAAGUGGAGAUGUGCACAAAAAGGACUCCCCACCAACAAACAGUCUUUGGGCAUGUACGAGCGAGUGCAAGGUCUUGGGCCACUCCGACCGAUGCUGGAGCCCGUCAGCUACAAGGCCCAACACAAGCAUGGCCAUUGGACCACAUCUGUCAACCUUCUCAAAGACAGCUUCACUCCCAAGGGACAGCAGGAGGGAAAAUUACUAUCCAGCUCACAUACCAAAAACCAAUGGUCUGCAAAGUGUGUACGAAAAAGUUCAACACCAGGAAUUUGAUUAUAUACUUGUUGGUCCACCGACUCCAGCCCGAAUACAGGAAACCGAUGAGAUAUCAAUUCCAGAGUACUCACACUCCUAAAAGAACUUUAACAAAUGAUCAAAAAACAUGACAAAAGGGAAUUCAUCUUUACACUGUAUAGUACUUUUAUCUUAAUUGACUCCAUGUUGGAUUGUUGCUGUGUUUUGUAUGUCUUUUGUCUCUUAUAUAGGCUCAUGUAUGACUGUUCAUUGUAUCAUGUGUAAUAUGCAAGAUUUUGUACAUUAAUAAUAUAUUUUUCAUAAUGAUUCAAUGUAAAGAAGAAUUUUAUUAUGAAUUUUCAAGAGCAUGUGUUACUAUUAAAGGGGCAUGACCUAUGGACAUUUAGGCCGAGAAGAGGCCUUUCUGAAGUGGAAAACAAUCAGUAUCAAA
This is a messenger RNA of Myripristis murdjan (pinecone soldierfish), 3424 nucleotides long. RefSeq names its product protocadherin 8 (gene pcdh8.2). The transcript has 3 exons. The coding region runs from base 155 to 3094 and encodes 979 amino acids. Gene Ontology annotation, biological process: homophilic cell-cell adhesion. Lineage: Eukaryota; Metazoa; Chordata; Actinopteri; Holocentriformes; Holocentridae. Gene Ontology annotation, molecular function: calcium ion binding. Gene Ontology annotation, cellular component: plasma membrane. The record is from RefSeq and is a predicted model, not a curated record.